Molecule: messenger RNA, 909 nt
Organism: Caenorhabditis angaria
Lineage: Eukaryota; Metazoa; Nematoda; Chromadorea; Rhabditida; Rhabditidae
Source: the annotation of a GenBank genome assembly
AUGGACGAGAAGGCAAAGAUUGUUCAAGCUGAGCAACUCAAGAAGUUUGCAUUCUUCGGUUAGUUUUAGAUUUGAUUUUUGAAAAAUUAAAUAAUUUGAUUAAUUAAAGGAGUUGCUGCUUCAACAGUCGCCACUUUGAUCGCAAUUAUUGCGGUUCCAUUGCUAUGUGUUCAUAUGCAAACUGUCCAAUCUAGUCUCUCCGAUGAUUUGCUUUUCUGCAAAUCGAAAAAUUUGGACAUGAAAGUUGAAAUUGAGAAACUUUCCCUUACAAGAAACGUCAACACUGGAAGAGGAAAACGUCAAGCUGCUGAACUUUGCUGCUCAUGCGGACAAGGAGCCACCGGUCCAGCUGGAGUUCCAGGACAAGAAGGAACACCAGGACAAGACGGAAAGGCUGGAACUCCAGGAGCUCCAGGACCAGACGCUGACGCGCAAGGAAUCCACUACAAGCCACCAGUGCCUUGCUACAAUUGCCCACCAGGACCACCAGGACAAGUUGGAGGACCAGGACCAAAGGGGCCACCAGGACCACCAGGAGGCCCAGGAGAGCCAGGAAACCAAGGACGCGCUGGAAAUCGUGGACCACCAGGGCCACGUGGGCCACUCGGAGAAUCUGGAACAGACGGUCAACCAGGAAAUCCAGGACAGGCUGGACAAGUUCGCACACUUCCAUCACCUCCAGGACAACCGGGACAACCAGGAGAGCCAGGACAACCAGGAGAAAAUGGAGCCGAUGGUCGCCCAGGUCGCCCAGGAAGAGUUGGACCACCAGGCCCACCAGGAGACAACGGAUCCCAAGGAGAACCAGGAAAAGAUGGAGAAAACGGAGGAGAUGGACAACCUGGAAAUGCUGGAGCCAAGGGAUCUUGCGAUCAUUGUCCACCACCACGUACCGCACCAGGAUAUUAA